Xenopus laevis (African clawed frog) is the source of this 3319-nucleotide messenger RNA. RefSeq names its product NACHT, LRR and PYD domains-containing protein 12. The transcript is spliced from 10 exons. The record is from RefSeq and is a predicted model, not a curated record. NCBI's taxonomy places the organism in Eukaryota, Metazoa, Chordata, Amphibia, Anura, Pipidae. Bases 208 to 2856 code for a protein of 882 amino acids.
AUUAUUACAAAGGUCUCAUGAUGUUUUCAGAUUAAGCCUGUGCAAUAUAGCAGUGAUCCCUGAUUGGCCUGAAAUCGUAGCGAGGGAGUCUGCUGCUUCCUGGUUUGUGUGUUUUUCACUGAUCAGCAGGGGAGACAGACAGACAGGGACCUGCUCUUUGUAGUUAUUAAAAGGCUGGUCAGUGAGAUUGUCACAUGAGAAGGGAAAAUGGAUGAAUUCCGUGGAAGAGUCAUUACUAGCGAUGAGAUCCGGCAGUUCCAACAGAAGUUAGCUCAGUAUGAAGAACGGCAGCUGAAUAUAUUUUAUGAGUAUUUCAAGGAAGAUCUGAUCUAUAUUAUUGAGUGCCUGGACACUCUGAGUAUCCUAAGGGAGCUGAACUUCCGGAAUCUUAUCUCUCUGGAGUAUGUAUCUAUAAAGAAGCAAUGUGGUGCCACUGCAUUUGCUGAGAUGUUGGUAGAAGAUAUUCAUUCUCUUGGGAGAGACGCUGUGCUGGGAUUCUGGGAAAGUCUUUAUGGUCUACAGAAUGAUCAUCCUCACCCCAACCUGCUGGGUGUAUUGGAUGAACUCACUCAAAGAGGUGAUCAUCUGGAACAGAGUAUUCAUUUAGACAAAGAUGGACCUGUUCUGUCUCCUGAUUUCAAAGUGUGCCAGGAAGAGCACAGACAGACUCUUUUAGGGAAAACUCAGACUUUGGUGGAACACAGAGCCCCAGGAUUAACAUGUGAGAGUCAGAGUUUCGAUAUCUCUGAGCGCUAUUUAGACCUCAUUGUUGUCUCCAGUCAGCACUUCAGGUCUCGUCCUCAGCAUGAGCUCAUUGCAACAGGGGGAAUACAUGAACAUUACUUACAGAGAGCUCAGAGUAAUUUGGAGAGGAUUAGCCCUAAUAGGCUAUUCCGCUGGUGCCACAGAAAGAGAUGUGUGCCACAGACAGUGCUGGUGAGCGGAGUGCCAGGGGUGGGGAAAACCACAUUAAUGCAGAAGUUUGUCUUUGACUGGGCCAAUGGGAAACUCUACCAGAGAUUUGCUUUUGUCUUCUUCUUCAAAUUUCGUGAACUCAAUAGUAAGGAUGAGUUGAGCUUGGCAAAAAUGAUCAUUGAUGAAUAUCCCUAUCUACACAAUCAGCUUGACAAAAUUUUUCAAAAUUCUGGACAGCUUCUCUUUAUUUUUGAUGGACUAGAUGAAAGCAAAUAUCAAAUUGAUUUAAAACAAAUGGAACUGUGCACCAACCCCUGUUCCAUGCAGACUGUUGGAGUCAUUGUGUCCAGUUUGGUGAGACAGACUCUCCUUAAUGGCUGCUCUGUCCUAAUAACCAGUCGCCCAACCAGACUCGCAACAGUUGAAACUUCUAUUUUUCACAGAGUGUCUGAAAUUAUGGGAUUUUUCCCUAAGGAAAGAGAGACGUAUUUUCUACAUUUUUUUAGAGAUUACACAAUGGCAGAAAAGGCUUUCCAUUAUGUGAGAGAGAACGGGAUGCUGUACACAUUCUGCUACAUCCCAUCCUACUGUUGGAUCAUCUGCACCGUGUUAUCCAUGUGCUUCAGAGCCCAAAAGAUAAACUCCGCAUCAACUAUAGAAUUCUUUCCAAAAACUGUCACACAGCUUUUUGCCAGUUUUUUAAGUAACAUUCUUGCCAAUCACUGUCAGCAAAGGUGUAUUGAUAAGAAUUUCCUGAUUUCCAUUGGUCGGAUGGCAGAGAAUGGGGUAAAUAGUCACACUCUUUCAUUUACAAAAGAUGAUUUGGAAGCAUUUAGUGUGGAUACUUCCUCACAUCUGGUGACAAGCUUUGUGAUGGAGAGUGGGAAGCCUCCACAUGUGUCCUAUUCCUUCUUGCAUCUCACCAUACAGGAGUUUAUGGCUGCCUUGGUUCACUACCUUGACUAUUCCCCUGAAAGGCUGCAGAAGGCUCUUGAGGAGGCAAAAUCAUAUAAAGACGGCCGUGGGGAAAUAUUCCUUCGUUUCAUAUCUGGACUCUCUGACAGUUCCACCAGAUCCCUGUUGAAGCCAUAUAUAGGAGAUUUAUCAGCUGAGGCCUCCAAGCAUGUUAUCCGCUUUCUCCAGACAUCCAUUUCUACUCUACAGACACCGAAUACUGACAAUCGGAUGCGUCUCAAUGUAUUUGCCAGCCUUACUGAGUCCCGGAACAAAGCACUUGUUUCCUCAUCCAUUGGAUCAAACAAGCAGUUAGAUUUUUCUGAAUUCUAUUUGGCGCCUCUGGACUGCACAGUGUUGGCUUUUAUCCUUGAAUCCUGUAAGGGGACAGAACUUCUAGACCUUUGUUCCUGUUUUAUUCAGACUGAAGGACUGGAGAGGAUAUCACCAACUCUACAUACUGUUACUGAAGUCAGACUCACGAACAACAAUCUGAGGCAUGAGGACGUACCUCGUAUUUAUUCCAUAAUAACUCAUCCAAAGUGCCGAAUCCAAACGCUCAGCCUGAGGAACAAUGGCCUGACGGAGGAAAGCUGCCUACCAUUGGCUUUGGCCAUCAAUGAAAAUAAAUCCUUACGGGACUUGGAUCUCUCUAAGAACAAACUGGCUGGGGAUGAUUUUUAUCAGUUACUGGCGGUUCUUUCUGACCCAGCCUGCAGGAUAGAGCGUUUGGCACUCCAGGAGACCAAGCUGACUCCAGAAUACUGUGAAUCGCUGCUCUCCCUGACUAACAACACCAAGCUUGUGUUCCUCAAUAUCAGCAGCAAUUUCUUCGGCAAUACUGGUUACCCCCAUAUACAGAAACUUAUACUGACCCACCCCAGCCUGAAGGAGAUCAAGGUGGGGAUGAAUGAAUUUUCAGAAGAAACAGAGAAGAACCUGCUGCAGCUGCAGAGACACAGGACUGAUAUGACCAUUAACUUAUGACGGGCAGGAACAAGAAGGAACAGGGAUGUAAAUAGACAUUAUUGGGCCCCCAGCAAAAUUCAUAUAGAGCCCCCCUCACGCACACAUUUCAGGAACAGUACAUCAUUUUAUACAACGCCAUUUUAUACAACGCCAUUUUCUGUGCCCACUGGUCCUCGCCCACCCCUGCCCUCAAGCUCCACCCCAGAUCCCGCCCAGCCCAGGACCACAUUAGUUAAUGACCAGCUGGUCACGAUCCCAUUAUAAGUUAAAAACAUUUUUAAAAAAUCAUUGGUGGUUAGGGCCCCCCUACAAGUUAAAAAAAAAAGAUUGUUGCCAGGACCCCCCAUCAUUUUUUUUAAAAGAAACAUUGGUGGUCAGGGGCCCCAUAGAAUAUUUUAAAUAAGCAUCAGGGGCCUAGAUAGUCUUAACAUAAUACAUUGAUGGCCAGGGGUUUAAUAAAAUGAAAAAAAAAAAAAAAAAA